This is a messenger RNA of Vigna angularis (adzuki bean), 2626 nucleotides long. RefSeq names its product zinc finger CCCH domain-containing protein 19. The coding region runs from base 108 to 2402 and encodes 764 amino acids. Lineage: Eukaryota; Viridiplantae; Streptophyta; Magnoliopsida; Fabales; Fabaceae. The record is from RefSeq and is a predicted model, not a curated record. The transcript is spliced from 7 exons.
GAUUCCAAGGCUCCUCACUCGCUUGUAGUGUCUGUCUCUCCCGCUCUCCAUCGCCGCAUCUUCAACAACCCAAAACACCUUGUUUUGUUUCGAUCCUUCUCUUAUCAAUGGAUUUCCACUCCCUUUCAAGGAAGCAGCUACAAGCACUCUGCAAGAAGAACAAGAUUCCCGCUAACAUCACCAAUCUUGGCAUGGCUGACGCUCUCGCUGCUCUCGAUCAAGUUGAAGGAUUGGAUGAGGUUUUGAAUUCAAGCGAGGCUGAUGUUGGAACCCCAAAUGUCAAUCUGCGUACGGCUGGUAGGGCCUCUAGUCAAAGGAAAGCAACGAAAGCAGAAGUUGAAGGUUCAACGGUGAAGGUUUCGGCCUCUGCCAGGCCUCUACGUGGGGCUAGAGUUGGAGUUGCAUCAGGAGUAACGGAGCAAGAGAACAAAGAUGGCAGUGUUCCGCCAGUUACUCCUGCUGCCGGUAGGAGAAGGGCUACUGCAGUUUCUACUCGUAGAAAGAAAGAAGUUGAGAUUGUAGAAGAAGAUGGUGAUAGGAAUGAUGCAUCAGAAGUAACGGAGCAAGAGAACAAAGACGCCAAUGUUCCACCAGUCACUCCUGCUGCCGGUAGGAGAAGGGCUACUGCAGUUUCUACUCGUAAGAAGAAAGAGGUUGAGAUUGUUGAAGAAGAUGGUGAUAAGAAUGAUGCACCUAAAACAGUUGCUGCAGCUUCCGUUGCUCGGAGAAGAGCUACUAGUGUUUCUGUUUGCACCACCAAGAAUGAGACCGCCGGGGGUAAUUCAGUGCAGAGAACAUAUAGCACGAGGAGGUCGGUUAGAUUGUUGGAGAACGGAUUGUCAAAGAUGAGUUUGAUUGACACUGAAGACUCUGGAUUUGUCAAGAUUGACGAUGAUGAUGUUUCUCAAGAACUGAGUAAUGUCUCGAACCAAGUGGAAGACUCGUGUCAUACUGAAGAAGGAUCUAGUUUGCAGAUGGACUCGACUGUGGUUUCUGAAGAUACUCAGGAGUCCGAAGUCUUUUCAGAACAAAACACUGAAUAUGAAUGCCAAUCACACGAGUCUGCUUCAGAUGUGACAGAAAUUGAUACGGUAGUUGAACCACAUUGUUCAGAUGAAGGUGAACGGGAGAAAAUCAACUGCUUGGAGUUGGGGGCUGAACCAAAUGAAUCAGAUGAAGCAGGACCUGACCCGUUACUUGAUCUGGAGGAAACUUGUGAGUCCUCGGACCUAGAAACUGAAAAUAAGGAAGGCGUUGGAGCCUGCCAAGAAAGUUUUCCCGUCGAGGCAUCCGCUGAUGCUAUGGUACCUGAUAACGUUUCGGUGGAUGUUACUGAUCAAGGUGUUGCUGGUUCGCUUUCUAUGAUAACUGAUUGCGAGAUUUAUGACGAAGUCAACAAUAAGUGUGGUGACCAAGUCAGCAGUGAUGAAGAUGUCAACAAUCGCGCUUUGGUCAGCCAAAAGAAACAAGUUGAGCUCAUGGAUGGAAAAAUCAGCCAUGAGAGUGAUGAUAAAGAAGAUAAGAACAAUGAGCCAGAAGUGGAGGAUGAAUCAGAUUAUUCUAGUUUACUGGAAGGAAGAUCUGAUGAUCAAGGUUCCGAAGUGUUACCUUUACUUGAGGAUAGCACUGUGGCAACGCUAGAGGUUUUGCCUUCUGAGACAUCUGAAGUUCAAGUGGAGGUUACUUACCAAGAUACUCCAACUUUGACUGUUGUGGUUGCUGACGAGGAUGUCGCUGCCUCGAUCACCUCACCUGGCGGUGAUGCUCCAACGGGCGUAAAUGAAACUAUGGAGUACAACACUGGCGAUGUUAACCAGGACAUGAAGGAUGAAACUGAAGAAGAUGAAGAGUACCAGCUUCUUGCUGUUGAGGACAAAGAUGCCAAGGAAAGUGGCUCGAUGAUUGGUUCUGAAGGGGUUCCCGAGCUCGACUCAAUUUCUAGUUCUGGUGAGCUCCAAGCUGAAGUUAAACCAGAGCAGAUGGAAGCAGUGACACAUAGCGUUCCUGAUGUUGCUGAGGCACAAGCUGAAGAAUCCGAGGAACCUGUAACAGGACAGGUUUCAGUUGAAUCUGCUUCGAGUCCUAUUGAUGGCGAGGUUGUUUCCGAAGAAGUUUCUGCCAUGCCAGACCAAGAUAACGUCAUAGUCUCUUCGGAAAACGUGUCCUCCGAUGCUCCGGUUCAAUCAGUUGUUUCUGACCCAUUGAAGGAAAAUGUGACAUCUGAUGAUCUGCAUAACAAGACCAUGGGGGAACUUAAGAGAAUGCUGAAGAAUUUAAAGCUAGGUGGUGAAAAAUCAAACUGCAACAAGACUACUAAUAAGGAAGUGGAUAAGAAAAGAACUGCACUGCAGGUACUGCCACAGAAUCAGAUGACAAAUGGGGAAGCUCAGAUUGAUGACUGAAUAUCAUAGCGAAAACUUGAACUUUGAAAUUUUGCACUCUCCAAAUAAAUCUUACGGAUGUUUUAGCAUAAGACCAAACCUUUGGUUUGGUGCUCUAUAGCUGUGUUCUUAGUCACUUGGCAGAUUUUUCUUGUAAUUUUGCUGGUUGCAAGAACUCUUUUUCUGGAAUUUUUAUUUCCGAUGCACCAAUAGUGCCUUUUUAGUAUAUCCUAAUUAUAUCCCAA